AAAAACAGCUGACUGUGUGACGCACAUUUUAUUGUUUACUCGCGAUUUCAGCUAUUUUUGGCUUGAAAAAUGAUUGUUCGACGAUUUUUGUUUCAAAUUACGCGAAAUUCGGAGGUUUUGAAAAGCCUUCCGAUCGUCAGAGCUUACAACACGAGCGAAAAUCGCCAAAAAGAGGAAGAAAAUUUGUUCGAAUCAACUUUAGAGAAUCCCCAAAGAGCAUCAAAAGAAAGCCCGCAUGAGAAAUUAAUCAGAGUAGCAAUUGUUGGAGUACCAAAUGCAGGAAAAAGUACCCUAAUAAACACUUUAGCUGAACAUCGAAUUUGUCCCGUUUCAAGCAAAGUUCACACAACGAGAAACUUUUCACGAGCAAUAUGCGUAAAAGACAACACACAAAUUGUAUUUUUCGACACGCCAGGCUUAGUUAAGGAACGUGAGAUUAAAAAACAUCAUUUGGAAAAGUCUUUUGUCAGCGCCUAUCGUCAUUCAAUCCAAAAUGCGGAUUUAAUUGCUGUUUUGCACGACGUUUCAAAUCGUUUUACACGUGAUACUUUGGAUAAAAGUGUUUUGGAAGCUCUUCAUCAAUACCCCAAAGUACCGAGUAUCUUAAUUUUGAACAAAAUUGACUGUUUGAAGUCGAAACGCAUCUUACUGAGCCUCGUUGGAAAGUUAACAAAAGGAUAUCUCAAUGGCGAACCCUUCGGAGAUAAAUUCGAAAAGAAAUCUCGACGCAAAAAGAGUGCAAUUCAAAUUUUAGACGAAUUAAAGAGACAAGAAAUGCCAAAAAAGGACGAAGAACAAACAGCAGAAAAUCCAGAUGUGGAAAAUCCUCGCCAAAAAGAAACCGGAUGGGAUAAAUUUCAACAAGUUUUCAUGGUUUCCGCUCUAAAUGGCGACGGCGUACCAAAAUUAACGGAUUUCUUGUGUUCCGAGGCGAAGAACAAACCAUGGUUAUUUGAUGCUGACACAUAUACAGAUCGUACCCCCGAAGAGCUCAUUGUGCAAAGUGUUCGUGCUAAAUUAUUAGAUUUCCUUCCGCAAGAAAUUCCGUAUUCAUUGUCGUGCGCCAUGGAAUUUUACACUGUCGAAAAAGGACAAAUUUUUGCCUCUGUCUUGAUUACUUGUCCAAAUAAGCGAAUCGAAAAGUUGGUUUGCGGCAAUGGAAAUGGAAAACUAAGACAAAUAACGGAAAUGAUCACUUCAGACUUAAUUGAGACUUUUGAAGCGCCAUUUUCGUUAACGAUCAGUACAAAGAGUAAAAGCAAAGAUUAAUUUUUUUUUUUAGGUGACAAAAUUGUAAUAAAAAUUUUUUUUUUCAGUAAAAAUCCAUAGAAAAUGUUUAGUAACGAUAAUGAUCAGGCUUGAAGGGUCCUUCUUGCGGAACACUCAAGUAGUCUGACUGAGCUUUUGUCAAUUUUGUCAAUUUGACGCCCAAUUUCUCCAAAUGCAACAAAGCGACUUCCUCGUCGAGCUUCUUUGGCAACAUGUAAACACCCACGGGAUAUUCCUUGCUCUUGGUCCAGAGCUCGAUUUGGGCGAGAACUUGAUUCGUGAAGCUGUUUGACAUGACGAAGCUUGGAUGCCCAUGAGCACAUCCCAAAUUUACGAGACGUCCUUCGGCAAGUAAGAUGAUGUGACGUCCAUUGGCGAGCAAAUAACGAUCGACUUGCGGUUUGAUGUUGACCUUUUCUUUGGCGUUCUUUUCCAACCACGAAACAUCGAGUUCGCAAUCGAAAUGCCCAAUGUUGCAAACGAUCGAGUCGUCUUUCAUGUUCAAAAAAUGUUCGCCUUGAAUGAUGUCUUUGCAUCCCGUGGUUGUAACGAAAAUAUUUCCUUCUUUGCUGCAUUCAUCCAUCGUUGUGACUUCAUAACCUUCCAUGGCGGCUUGUAAUGCAUUGAUGGGAUCGAUUUCCGUGACAAUUACACGUCCUCCGAAGCCACGAAGAGCCUUUGCGCAUCCCUUUCCGACAUCGCCGUAUCCAGCGACGACGCAAACUUUGCCUGCGAUCAUGACGUCAGUUGCACGUUUGAUGCCAUCAACGAGAGAUUCACGACAUCCAUACAAAUUAUCGAAUUUGCUCUUUGUUACAGAGUCAUUUACGUUAAUUGCCGGGGUGCCAAGACGUCCUUCCUUGAACAUCUUGUACAAAUUAUGAACUCCCGUUGUAGUUUCUUCACUGAUACCCUUGAUGCCCUUGAUGUAUUGCGGAUAUUUUUCGUGAACUAAAUUCGUUAAAUCGCCGCCGUCAUCCAAAAUCAUGUUCAACGGUUGACCAUCCUUGAAAACGAGCGUUUGUUCAAU
Molecule: messenger RNA, 2299 nt
Organism: Culicoides brevitarsis
Lineage: Eukaryota; Metazoa; Arthropoda; Insecta; Diptera; Ceratopogonidae
Product: GTPase Era, mitochondrial
Exons: 2
Coding region: 70-1269 (399 amino acids)
Biological process (GO): ribosomal small subunit assembly
Cellular component (GO): mitochondrial matrix
Molecular function (GO): rRNA binding; ribosomal small subunit binding; GTP binding
Source: RefSeq, a predicted model, not a curated record